Molecule: messenger RNA, 4371 nt
Organism: Salarias fasciatus (jewelled blenny)
Lineage: Eukaryota; Metazoa; Chordata; Actinopteri; Blenniiformes; Blenniidae
Product: protein NYNRIN-like
Exons: 2
Coding region: 760-2676 (638 amino acids)
Biological process (GO): DNA integration
Molecular function (GO): nucleic acid binding
Source: RefSeq, a predicted model, not a curated record
CAAACCUACUUUGAUCCCAAACUGCCUUUUGAGAGCCGAUGGACCACAGACUGUCAGAAAGCUUUUGAUUCCAUCAUAGAAAAGCUAACAUCAGCACCUAUCUUAGGUUUUGCAGACCCAAAGCUGCCUUACAUACUCCAUACCGAUGCCAGUACCACCGGCUUAGGUGCAGCACUCUAUCAAGAGCAGGAGGGUCAGCUUAGGGCCAUAGCUUUUGCCAGUCGUGGGUUAUCGAGAAGUGAAGCACGUUACCCAGCUCACAAGCUGGAGUUCCUAGCACUCAAAUGGUCAGUAACUGAAAAGUUCCACGAUUAUUUGUAUGGUGGUCAGUUCACGGUAGUUACAGAUAGUAACCCCCUCACCUACAUACUGACCUCUGCUAAAUUAGACGCCACAAGCUACAGGUGGCUUGCAGCUUUGUCCAACUACAACUUUAAGUUGCAGUAUAGAGCUGGCAAGCAAAACCUAGAUGCAGAUGGGUUAUCUAGACGUCCUCAUGGUGAACUUGUUAAUGAUGUUCAGUCCAGGAAAGAGCAGGAACGUGUAAGCCGGUUUGUAGAGCAUCACUUAGCUGACACUGACACUACAGAGCUUGUAACGAGCGACGUGGUCCAAGCGAUCUGUCAAAACCACUUUGUUAGGAUCACAGACGACAGUCAGGACAGUAGUGUUACACUUGUAGAGUCACUUACCGUCUCAGCUGAUGCGAUUCCAGAACUAUAUCUCUCAGGAGAUCAUGGUUUACCCACCAUCCCUGCUAUGUCCCAUUCUGAACUGAGAGUCAAACAAAGAGCGGACUCGACAAUCAGACAAGUCAUUGAGCAGAUUGAACAUGGUCAAACACCUCCACCAUCUGUUCGAAAGGAACUCCCAGAUCUCCCUCUUCUACUCCGGGAACUAAAACGUUUGGAGAUGAAAAAUGAGGUGUUGUACAGAAAAAGACAAGACGGAGACCAAGUGACCCACCAGCUCGUUCUUCCUGAGGAGCUCAGAGCUCCUGUGCUUCAAAGUUUGCACAAUGAUAUGGGCCACUUAGGUAUAGACAGAACCCUCGAUCUGGUCAGAACACGAUUUUAUUGGCCGCGAAUGGCAACAGAUGUCGAGCAAAAAGUAAAAACUUGUGAUCGGUGUAUACGCAGAAAAUGUCCUCCAGAGAAAGCAGCUAGUCUGGUCAAUAUAACAACCACCCGACCAUUAGAGCUAGUUUGUAUGGACUUUCUCUGUCUGGAACCCGACAGCAGUAAUACAAGUAACAUCCUUGUAAUGACUGAUCAUUACACUAAAUUUGCCCUUGCAUUGCCCACUGCCAAUCAGAAGUCAAAGACAGUCGCCAGGUGCCUGUGGGACCAGUUCAUCGUCCACUAUGGCAUACCUGAGCGUCUGCAUAGUGAUCAGGGUCCUGAUUUCGAGGCAAAACUAAUCAAAGACCUCUGUGAAAUUUCAGGCAUAAAGAAAAUAAGAACUACCCCGUACCACCCACGUGGUAAUCCCACUGAAAGAUUCAACAGAACGUUACUGAGCAUGUUGGGAACACUUGAGUCCAAACAAAAGUCCCACUGGAAAGAAUACGUGAUGCCGUUGGUACAUGCAUACAACUGCACUCGUAGUGAUGUGACAGGGUUCACUCCCUAUGAAUUGAUGUUUGGAAGAAAACCCAGAUUAGCAGUUGAUCUUGCAUUCGGACUUCCACUCAACAAAGACCGAAAAGUUACUCACAUGCAGUACGUUGAAAGUCUCAAGAAACGGCUCGAAGAAAGCUACAAGUUAGCUUCACAGAAUGCACAGAAAGUGGCAGACAAAAACAAGGCCAGGUUUGACAGCAAAAUCACAGUUUCUGAACUAGAACCAGGAGACAGGGUUUUAGUAAGAAAUGUGAGGCUGCGUGGUAAAAAUAAACUUGCUGAUAAGUGGGAGGCAGAUAUCCACGUCGUAGUCAAACGUGCAGGAAGCUUACCUGUUUACACGGUGAAACCAGAAUCAAAGCAAGGUCCCUCACGAACGCUACACAGAGACCUUUUGCUUCCCUGCAGUUUUCUACCUGUUGCCACAGCAGACAUACCUGACCCAGAGCCAAUUCGCCGUCCUAAGACACGUCAAACGGCUGCCACAGAAAGCAAUGAUGAAGAAGAGCUGAUGGAACUUGACAAUGAACUGUUGAUUCCAUGGGUUGAGGAUUCCCCAUGUGAAGAAAUGAGAUUCACUACCGUGCAUGAGUAUCCAAAACCUUCUCGAAAACCAGACAUGACAAACUUACCUGAUUGUGACUUACCUGAAAUCCCUGCUAAUGUGGAAAACAAUACACAUGUGGAUGAACUUACCGAUGAAACACCUGUUGAAAACAUCCCGGAUGGAGACAAUACAGGAAACGACAAACCUAUGGAAAUUGAAACAGAACUGACAACAGAGGAAACUACUGAGGAUUCAGUCAAGGAACCAGAGAACCACUCAAGUGACUCACUUGAUGAAAUGGACAAUGAUGAUCCCAUUGUAACUCAACCAGUAAGGCGAUCAGAAAGAGUCCGACAUCCUCCAAAAAGACUUGAGUAUCCUAAUUUUGGAAAUCCUUUAGUGACAGUUGUUAAGUCGCUAUUUCAAGGGUUGAGUGCAGCCUUCUCAGAGUCUCUUACUACAACAGACUAUUGGUCUGACAUGCAACGAGACGUGCAUGAUAUUUAGCAGGGGAGGGUGUAACCCAGCACAGAAAAUGACCUAUUUUCUGUUUUUAUUGGUUUAAAUGUAUUUGUCAUUUUAUUUUGAAAAACAUUAUUUUGGAAAGAGGAAGUGUUGUUUGCUUUCCAUAGCUUCACUCUUCCUGUGUUUUGGUCACAUUGGAUGAUCUUGACCUUCUCAUUCGUCAAGAAUGACGUUAGUCCCGCCCUCCAUGCUGUGGACCUCUGCGCAUUAGUUUAGCGGAUAUUUUCCACUCAGACAAUGAGAGAGAGGAGUUUUCAGAGGGUCCGAGCACAAAUCACGGGUCAUUCUGUGGAUGGGAGCACAAACUGUGAAGUCACAAGGCUGCUUCCCUGAUCGUGUGGUUGCAGUAAAACUUCAUCUUGUGGAUGGGAGCACAAACUCUGAGGCCACGAGGCUGUUUCCCCGACCGUGUGUUUGCAGUAAAACUUCAUCUUGGUGAGUUCUGAACCAUGUUGCUGCAGACGCCAUGUUAGCUUCAUUAGCAAUACACUAAAGCUGAUCGCGGGUGGGUUUUUAUGUUUUAAGGCAACAGAAAUGCAACUUUUGUUUAACUUUUGGUUCUGCCAUUGGAGAUUUAAGUUUAUAAUAGUACCACAGUGUAUUUUAUUUUCAUUUUGCACUGUUUUCUGGUAAAUGUGUUGGUAAUAUUGAUCUUGAAUGUACUUUUUCUGUUCCAAAUUGUGAAAUGCUGAUUGUGGUGUUGAAGUGGAAGCUCAGAAAGGCUUUUUCUGCCACAAGGGAUAAGUUCCAGUAAUGUAUCCCUAAAGAAAGAUAAAAAAAAAGAAAUACUUGUAUUUCAUUUGUUGAUUUACAAAGAGAUUAAAGAACAGUUUAAAAAUCAAUCAUUUCAUUGGUUAAAAAUAUACACUAGUAAUCAUAAAUUCAUGGUUAAAUCAGUGUCAAUGAGAGGGAUAAAUUCAUUUUUUACAUGAGUUAAAAAGUCAGUUCAUGUACAACAGAUAUUUUGAGUUAAAACAUGCAUGUAUGUUAUAUUGCUGAAUAUUGGUACAUUGGUAAUAUAAUUUGAUUGAAGAUAAACAAAAAGCAUAGCUAUGUAAAGAGAAAGGAUAAUGAACACUGUUAGGUUGUAUACAAUAAUACUAUAAUUAUUGUGUGCAGGCUAGGUAUUAUAGCUUGAUUAAGAAACCUCCGGAUUGGACGUUGGAACGCUGGAUACCUGGAUUCUUCUCUGGACAGAGAUGGCGAGUCAAGCCCAAACUGAACCAACCUUUGGACCGAGGAGCAUCAGUCUUCUCUCACAACCAACCAAGUGGUAACAACACAAACUACCACAACACCGGAAAAGGAACUGAACUGAGAUAAAUCACGACUAUACGACUACACGACUAAAAAGGACGAAACAAAACACUGAGCUCAGUAAAGACUUGUGGGGUUUUAUUUUAUUUUAUUUUAUUUUCGAGAUGCCGGCUUAUUGUGAAUUUUGUUAAUUGUAUAUAGUUUUGUUUGCUUAUUUUUCCUGAAAUAUUAUACUCGUUCUUGCUCAUUUCUUGCCUCCAGCCAUUUCAUUUCACUCAAAUCUCAGUUGUUCCUGUACUCCUGCCGAACCUAGCAACUGGUCUAUAUACUUUCACCUUAUUAACAUCAGUCAGGGGUUACAUAUGUGUUGGUUUGUAUUUAUCGGUGUGCUGCUGAGGAAAGCCCUGGACUCAGUGUGUU